Malus domestica (apple) is the source of this 366-nucleotide messenger RNA. NCBI's taxonomy places the organism in Eukaryota, Viridiplantae, Streptophyta, Magnoliopsida, Rosales, Rosaceae. The record is from RefSeq and is a predicted model, not a curated record.
AUGUUACUGCAAGAUGGUAGAUUUGACAGCUACACCGAGAAUUUUAAGGUGGAAGACAACAAAGAAGCAGCCGAUCCACGAGUAGUUGCAAUUGCUGUAGUGAUUAAAGAAAUUGUUUUGACUGAAGCGUUGAAGGAGUUAAAGGUGUUAUUUGAGUGGUUGGCCCACGAGAAAGAGAUAUCAAACAAGAAUUUGGUGAAAAAAGUGGAAGAGUUGUCGAACGUGGUGGAGGAAUUAAGGAGGGUAGUGAUGGAAAAACCUGUGGAGGAGAAUACCAAGGAAGAAGAUGAAGGGAAAAAAGAUGUGGGAGAAAAAGUUGAAGAGGAUGGAGAAGAUGAAGAAGAGGGAGAAGAAGAAAAAAAAUGA